AUUUGGCAAACAGUACGAUUUAACUUGGCACUUGGAAGUCCAUUCAUUUGUUUUUUAUGUGUUAAGUUAGCUAGCAAGCUAGCUGUUUAGUUUGUCUUGUUAUGCAGCUACACUGAGUAAACAAACGUAUUUUACAAAUAAUCCGUUGUCUUGUUUUGUUUACGAGCUGGUGAAGUAUCUAACAAACGUGGGUAAGGUUGGUUAUUUACAUAGCUAUUAGUGUGUUGUGCUAGGGCUAGCUCCCUGUACAUACCAAAGCAACGUGCCUUGUGGCUAUCUUAGAUGCCGAUAACGCAAAAACCAGUUUAAUGCCUUGGCAACCCCUUAGAGGGUUCCAUGGUUUGAUAACUGGGACAUGGCUGUUAUUAGUUAGCUGGUUGCUCUGUGCACCCACUCUCCGCUUACCCCGGGCUACUCAUCCUGUGAGGAACUCAUGUGGAACGCGACCACAACCGGGCAGGAAACUGCUCAUCUGGAAUUGCUCAUAAUUUUAGAUGGGAAAAGAGAUGGAUGACAAGCUUACUGCCACGUUUGUUUUAUCAGCCCAGUAACCAUGGUGGUCAAGAAGAAGACCGCUAAAGUGGAGACUGUUGCUCUGGACAGAGCAACGCUGGAGAAACUGACAGCCUCCCUCUCUGUCGAUGGGGAUCCUGGGGCCCAGAAACUUGCCCAAAACCUGCUAGACUGUCUCCGUUUGACCGACCCAGUCCUACAGAUCCAACAGGUCAAGAAGGUGGCGAACCUAUUGGAGGAGCUGAGUGAAGGCCCCUCCCCGGCAGACGGGCUCCUCCUUUCUUGUCUGGACACCCUCGCUGUCAUGUACACCUCCCUGCAGUCCAAAAACCCCCUGAAGAGGGCCGUGGCCAGCACCCUGAGCUCGGUGCCUGCCUGGCUGCACGGACAAGCGGCCAGCCGUCUGUCAGCCUGUCUGUCUGACUGUCUGUCCUCGGCGGGGCCCGAGCGUUAUCCCCACCUCACGGACACACUCGCCUCCUGCUUGGACGGGUUCCCCUUGGGUGAGCGUUGCAUUCACACUUUACUAACAGAAGUGCUGCAGUUCUUUCAUAAAGCCCUGUGUGAAUACCUCCAGCAAAACAGCGGGCUGGCCGGCCGUCACGUGGCCCAGGCUCAGGUCAUGCAGGCCUGUCUGUCUGCAGUCAAGGCCUCUAUGCUGGUGGUGCAGCGGUCCCAGGAGCCCGUGAGCGCCGCCCUGCUGGCCGAGUCCCCGCCCUCACCCUGCCCCCUCCGGGACACGCUGAACGCCCUGCUCGCCUGCUACACCCGAAUCCUCACCGAUGAGGAGUUCGUGCAGACUGUCCAGAGCACAGCUGGAAUGGCGGUGGUCCUCCUGACCAGGUGCAUGCUGGGAAGUGGGGACAAAGUGGCUGAAGUGGUUGCAAGCCUGUUACUCGGUCCAGAGCAGGGAGCUGACAGCGCCCCCGUGUGGCUGCAGGAGAGCUGUGCAGGGCUGUACCGUGGCGACCGGCCCCCGGCUGUGUCUCUCUUCCUGUGCCACGGGGCCCUGGCCAUGCUGAGCUGGCGUGGGGGGCCCCUGGGGCCCGAGGGGGAGAGGCUGCUGCUGCUGAUCCCCUCAGCGCUGCUCGCACUGGACACCAGUGUGAAGGAGUCCAGCACAGCGAUGGUCGUCUCUCGUGUGCUGGCGCUGUGGAGCAGCGUGGCCCUGGACGGCCUCCAGGGGGCGCCCUCCUCCUCUGGCCUGUGGGAGGCCCUGCUGGGCAGGGCCGAGCUCCCGGGACGCCUGCAGGAGCACAUCCAGGCCCACUGGGAGCACCCCCUGGACGGGGUCCGGCACCAAACCCGCGCCCUCUUCCGGAACCUCCUCCGCCUGCACCAGGCGUGCGCGGGCGUGCCCGACCCCGCCUCCGACCCCUUCGUCACGGAGCUGACGCACAGCCUCCUGGGCCUGGAGUGGCACGUCAGGGGGAAGUACGCCUCGCUGGCCUGCCUGGUGGAGCACCUGGGGACCGGCCGCCUGCUCGCCCUCCACCCCGCCCUGCCCUCCUGCCUGCUCUCCCUGAUGGACGACCAGUCCCUGGCCCCCCACGCCGGUGACCUGCUGGAGAGGCUGUUCGUCAGCCACAAGGCCCAGCUGAGUGGGCGGGAUCAGACGGGGGCGGAGCCGGAGUCAGGGGCUGAGGCAGUGGCCGGGGCGGAGCCAGGGGCAGGGGCCGGCUGGAUGGAGGAGUGGAACCGCACCUGGGUCACGCCCCUGCUGGAUGUCCUGUGCCAGGCCCGGCUGGACCAGACCACCUACAUCCUGGAUUACCUGCUGCCCAAACUUCUGCGCUGCUGCCCGGCCAGUCUGGCCCACAUGGUCCAGGUCCUGCAGAACGCCCAGUUUGGGACCUCAGGUUCGCCCGGCAGUAGGGGUGCACUGGGGGCUCUGAUGACGUGUCUGCGUGCGGCUCGGGCCCACGGGGUGGAUCACCUCGCUGAGGGGGGGUUUUUGGGUGGGCUGGUGUCCCACUCUCUGCUCCAGCAGGCCCUGUUGCACAAACAUGACCAGGUACGGAUGGACGCUCUGGGGCUGGUGUGCGAGAGUCACCGUAGCACAGAGACCGUCUCCAGAGAGGAGAUUGAUCUGAUUCGUCACUUCCUGCCUUCCAACCUGAACAGCCAAUCACCAGGGGUCAGGCAGCAGACAGUCAGCUUGCUCAAGAAGCUCCUGGGCAGGGUGAAAGACAGUGCCCAGCUGCUGCAGAAGAGGCUGGGGCAGGAGAGGGGUGAGACAGCAGUGAAGGAAGGGGACCGGAGCACACUGGAGAUGUAUCAGGACUUCCUGCACUGGUUUUGUGAGACCCUCUUUGAGGUGCUGGCCCCCGGGGCCUCCUUCCCUACCUGCCUGACCGCUCUGCACCUGCUGGGCCUGGUGGCCGACCUCUUCACCUUCUCCACAGGACCUGCCAGCUUCGCACUGGGGGACACAGUGAGCCACGCCCACGCUCAGGCUGUCUUGUACUGCCUCGCCAGCAACUUCCUGGAGGUCAAGCAGCUGGCCUCCACGUUGCUACGGAAACUGCCUCCUCAGACCGUUGGGCUACGGGAGCCGAGCAGGAUGAGGUCGCUGCUCCGGGUGGCACUGGACCUCAGCACCAGCACCAAACCCUUCGACAGCGUCACUGCCGCCCACCUGCUCGGCCUGCUGGCUCACCAGGAGGAGCUGAUGGACGCUCUGGCCCACUGUGCCCAGGAGCAGGGCAUCCCCUUCCAGCCUCCUGUGCCAGGAGAGCUCCAUGCUUCCUCGGCCUCCACCCUGGAGAAGAACACACUUGGAGUGGUGCAGGUGCUGCUGCUGUGUCUGAGGGCGGAGGUGGAGCGGGCCGAGGCCUCCCUGCUGCAGGCUGCAGCCUCGUACCCGCUGUACGGCAGAGCCCACUGCAUUACUGCUGCGCUGAAGCAGCUGCCCGCAGGCUCCCUGUCUCUGAAGGAUCAGUGGAGAACUGUGGUGGCCGACCUCAUCACCACGUUCUACAGGAUGUCUGACGUCGUGUCGCCUGUCGUCCAGAGCUCCUCCCCCGAAGGACUCAUCCCCAUGGAUACUGAUUCCGAGACAUCAGCUGGCCUGCAGAAAAUCCUACAGGAAAUCCAGCCCCGUGACACCAACGACUUCUUCACUGAUGCCCGUGAAACUCAGGCUGGGGGACAGCCUGGACACAUACCUCAGUCUGAAAACACAGGGGGCAGUGGGGAGGGGUACCGGGUCACGGCGCAGAUGGUGCUGGUGUGCUGCUGGCGGAGCAUGAAGGAGGUGUCCAUGCUGCUGGGGCAGGUGUGUCAGGAUAUGCCCCUACAGACCAGAGAGGCAUGCAGGGACGGCAUCAUCACUGAGGGGCAGGUGGAAGGGGUGGGCCGGUACUUCCGGCAGCAGCUGCUGCAGUCCCGCCACAGGGGCGCGUUUGAGCUGGCCUACGUGGGAUUCGUGCGGCUCACGGACAUGCUGUGCAGGAGCGGGAGCCAGAGCCUGCAGCAGCUGCCUUCCCAUUGGCUGAAGGAGGUUCUGGAGGAGGUGAAGUCCAGCGACCCCUCGUCUAAGCUGUGUGCCACUCGCCGCAGUGCAGGCAUCCCGUUUUACAUACAGGCCCUGCUGUCCUCAGAGCCCAAGUCGUCCAGCUGCAGCCUGCUGAAGAUGACCAUGAAGGAGCUGACCAGCCUGGCCAUGCCCGACCCUCAGCAUCUGACCAACCGCAGCACCGUCCCCCAGGUGCAUGCUCUUAACAUCCUCCGAGCUCUCUAUCGGGACACGCGCUUAGGGGAGAACAUCGUCCCUUUCGUGUCAGAUGGGGUGCAGGCUGCAGUGCUGGGGUUCACCUCCCCCAUUUGGGCUGUGCGGAACUCCUCCACCCUCCUCUUCAGUACGCUGAUCACCAGGAUCUUUGGAGUGAAGAAGGGCAAAGAUGAGCAUUCCAAAAAGAACAGGAUGACGGGACGGGAGUUUUUUACCCGCUUCCCUGCCCUCUACCCCUUCCUGCUGGGACAGCUGGAGGAGGCCGCCGGGUCUGUGGACAGCGACUCCGGAGAGGUGAAACUGCACCCGAGCCUCUUCCUCUUGCUGCUGAUUUUGGGGCGUCUGUACCCCUCGCCCAUGGACGGCUCCUCCUCGCCCCUGGGCCUGGCCCCCUUCAUGCCUUUCAUAAUAAGGUGCGGCCGCUCGGCGGUCUACCGCACGCGUGAGAUGGCGGCCAGGGCGCUCGUGCCCUUCGUCCUGGUGACGCAGGUCCCCUCCACCAUCCGGGCCCUGCUGGAGGACCUGCCCCUGGAGCUGGGGCCCGGCACCCAGCAGAACCACAUCCACGGCACCCUGCUGCAGGUGCUGCACUUGCUGAGGUCCUACGAGUCGGACACCCACAGGCCUCGCCCGGGGGGAAUCGGGCAGGACUCUGACAUCACCGCCGCCCUCCGAGCUCGACUGUGGCUGGCCGGCAGGCGGAACCCGUGUCUGGUGACGCGAGCGGCGUUCUUGGACCUCCUGAUGAGCCUGUGCGGUUCAGCCUUGGCCUCGGCUGUGGAUCCCGAGCUGACGGCGCUCUGUGAGGAGACGCUGGAGGUCCUGACCGACUCUGAGCUCCUGGCCCCCGACGGCCCGGUGGCCGUGACGGGCCCCGGGGCCACGCAGUACCUCCAGAGCCUGGCGCGGGUGGCGGCCAGCGCCAGCACGGAGGACCCGGAGCUGUGGGGGGCCGGGUCGCGAGGACCCCGCAUCCUGGGCUGUCUGCUGCAGUGCCCGCAGUACGAAGUCCGGCAUCUGGCCCUGGAGGCGGUCCUGAGGAGGCUGGAGAGGGCCGCGGACACGCCCGGCGACCCGGGCCCCGCCCACUACUCCUUCACCAGCAUGGCUCUGCAUGAGAGACACCCCCAGUGUCUGACCAAGGUACUGCAGGUGCUGUCUGGCCUCCCUUGGUCCUCUGUGCUGCCCUGGAGGGACGGGACGAGGGCACUGACCAAUGAGGAGGCUCUGACCUGGCUAAUGACAUUGGCCGAGGACUCGGUUCACAGCGUGGAGCUCCACUGCGCCGCCCUCGCCCUGCUGUCCCGGCUGAUGGUCCGCCUGAUGGACACCGCCCCCCAGGGCAGGGGUGUGGCUGCAGUGUCUGUCCUGAGUCGCUGGGGGGCGCUGGUGAGCCGGUGCUGCAGUGAGGAGCAGCCAGAGGAGGUGAAGCUGACGGCCGCAGAGGUCCUGGUGAAGGCCAUGCCCAGCCUGCUGGCCAGCCCCGCCCUACCCCUGGGUGUGAGGGACACAGUGGCUCUGUGGCGUAGCCUCUUCAUCCUGCUGCAGGAUGAGGACCUCGAUGUGAGAGACAGAGCGUCUGACUUUACCGCCACCGUCCAGACACAGCUGCUCCACAACAAAUACGCAGAUGUGGCCCCUGCCGCCCUGUGUCCUCCUGUGGCCCUGGACCUGGGGGUGGGGCUCCUGUGCCAGCUCUUGCAGGUGUGGGAGCAGGUGCCCGCGGGCGUUCUGGUGCUGACCGAGUGGCUGCUGGGCGAGGGCGAGCCGGAGGCGGGCGGCGAGGACACAUCGCGCCUGGAUGAAUAUGAAGAGGAGUUCCUGUUUGAAAAGGGGGAGCUGAACCUGUGGGCGGAGCCUCUGCGGUGGGCGCGGUUGCUGCACCGACACCUCUUGGCCCUCCUGCGUGUGCCGGGCGUGGCGUCGGGCGUGGCCGGGACGAGCCGUGCAGAGCUGGACAGGCUCAGGACUCUGGCGGGAGACCACGCCCACACCGCCCGGCAGAGGCUCCACGCCCUGCCUCCUCUGCCCCAGUUCUCCAGCACCAUCGACCACGCCCGCCUGGACGUGCAGAGGGAGAGAGCGGAGCUCGCCCUGGAGGUUCUGAAGUCCCUGAUACCGGCGGCCCAGUCCCAUUAGGGUACCCACAACCCCCCCCCCCCCCCCCACACACACAUCGGGCCUGUCCUCCAGGCUUACUACAGCCCCGAACCCCCAGAGAGAGAGACUGGCAGACGCACAGAGUGAGCGCCUGACUGACUGACUGGCUGAGUGAGUGACCGCCCGCCAGGCGCUGACACUGGGAUGGUGGUGGGGAAUGUGUCUGUGAAGGACUGUGCCAGCUCACAGGGUGAUGUUCACUAUGAAACUGAUGAAACAGCCCAGGUCCUUUCUGUUCAAGUUCUGGAGCCACUAAUUCCAGGGGGAUGCCUACUCCUCCUGUCAGGGCUUUGAGUCAGUCAGGGGGUGUGCUAGCAUGCACACACACACACACACACGCACGCGCACACGUGCACACUCACUCACUGGUAAGUUAUGAGAUGCCUGCAGUGCAUUUUAACCGUCAAAUAUUGCUUUCUUAUGUUUCACUCCCAGUUGACCUGGGGGGAUGAAUAUAAUUCUGUUGUACUGUAUAUGGUGAUCUUAAAUAGUGCCUUGCAUUAGAUUAUUUUAGUUGAACAGCAUUCAUUUUAAAAGGACAUUGAGUUUGAGUGGUGCAGAGUGAAACGUUAUGUUGAAAAUACAUGCACACAAAGGUCCCACUGGUUUUCCCCCGCAUAAUAAAAAAUAAGCUGAUUAUAUCAAUAUUUUACAUGACUGGCGUAGUCUUGAACUUAGGGGGGGGGGGUGUGCUUGCACAUGUGUGUGUGUUUGUGUGUGUGUGUGUGCCCGCGUACGUGUGUUUGUGUGCCUGCAUGCAUAUGUGUAUCUCGGGGAGGUCACAGUAAUAUCUCUGUGUGUAUGAGGCAUGGGGUUUUUUUGGGGGGGUGUGGAGGGGGGUGGUGGGGGAUGUGGUUUCUCGUGAAUCUGGUUUUACGCUUCUCUACUUCAGCCUCCUGCAGUCUCAGCUGAGUGCCCCUAACGCUAAGCCACCAUGCACAUGGUGAGCUGAAGGACACACAUCCUCAGUUUCAAACAAAAAAAGAGACUCUUCUGGAACAGCUUCUUUCUACCCCCCACGGCCCGCCUCGUAUUAUGAUCUAGUCACAGAGCUUCCAAACAGCAUUAUUAGUUGCUGCUUUAUGAUACACUGACGGUACACAAAGCUAGAGGAGAACUUUCAGCACGUGUUAAAGACCAAAAUUUGGACCAAAGGUUUUGUCAUAUUAUUUCAUAUUAAUAUCACAUUAUGUAUGCGUUUACGUGUUCAGAAAAAUAAAUAGCUAUUUUUUGGG
Molecule: messenger RNA, 7641 nt
Organism: Anguilla anguilla (European eel)
Lineage: Eukaryota; Metazoa; Chordata; Actinopteri; Anguilliformes; Anguillidae
Gene: thada
Product: THADA armadillo repeat containing
Exons: 38
Coding region: 554-6385 (1943 amino acids)
Biological process (GO): tRNA methylation
Cellular component (GO): cytosol
Source: RefSeq, a predicted model, not a curated record